Geodia barretti is the source of this 1700-nucleotide messenger RNA. Lineage: Eukaryota; Metazoa; Porifera; Demospongiae; Tetractinellida; Geodiidae. The record is from the annotation of a GenBank genome assembly.
UACCGAAACCGAUCGCAGUGCUCGGUGCCGCUGGUGCGAAAUUUGGACCGCGGGGUCGUGGGUACUGGAAUCGUAGCCAACCGCCGAAGGAAACCUACGAACAGUACGAGUCAGACGACUACGCAGGCGGUUUCAUUACCUUCGAAAACGGGCUCGGCUUACAGGUGGAAAGUUUCUGGGCAUCACACCAACCCGAUGAAUUCCAGAUAGAACUCUUCGGCACCGAUGCCGGCGCGACGAUGAGUCCGUUGCGACUCUACCGUACGGACGAAUCCGGCACGUCUGAGGAUAUAAGCGUCAAUCUGCCACCGGGUAAAUACAAGGAAGCGUGGGAUGCGAUCGCCGAUCACUUCAUUGAAUGCAUCUUAGACGACGUAAAGUGUAAGGCACCCCUCCGCCACGGGUUGAUUGUUCAGCAGAUGAUGGAAGGUUUGCUCAAAAGCGCCGAAACAGGACGUGAAGUCCAAAUUGUAUUUUAAUUAUUCGCAAGGCGUUAAAUGAGGUAAUUUGUUUGUUGUCCGUUUUUUCUCAUACUCGCCUGCGCCGUUGUUGCAGGCUGCUGUCUUUAGUUAAGGUUUUUCAGUACGCAACCCUAAGCCUUCCAUAAGGUAAAAUUAAAAAAUGACCCUUGACAUAACAACACUUCGCGAUGAUUUUGAGAAAAACGGUUUCGCUAUCGCAUCGAAUCUGUUCGCGCGAAGCGAAGUUCAACGUCUCAAAUUAGAAUGCAUCGACAUUCUGGAAGCCGUUAAGUCAGAAACAGGUGCAGUCGCUGGACACGGUGUUUACGUCGGUUUAGCUGCGCGGAGUCCCGUCUUCCAAGCCGCAGUCGGUGAUGCGCGGAUACUCGAUAUUUUAGAAGGCAUUCUCGCACCGGAUAUUGAGUUCCUGAGCGAUAAGAUGGUUUUUAAGAACGAGGCGAUGACCUUCGCCAGCCCUUGGCACCAAGAUUGGUCCUAUUGGUACGGUGCACACAAGCUCUCGAUUUGGGUCGCGCUUGACGAUGCGACUGUUGAAAACGGGUGUCUCAAGCUCUUUCCGGGUUCCCAUAAAUCCGCCAUUGUUCACGAUGGCGAUGCCAGUGAUGGCACUGGGUUUGGGAAUCGGCUCCGUUCGGGUGCCGUUGACGAAAACCGUGCCGUUACCGCGGAGGUCGAAGCAGGGGGUGCCGUCUUUUUUCACGAUUUGACCCUCCAUUCCAGCCAUCCUAACACAUCCGGCGAAGAACGCUGGGUCUGGAUCCCCACGUACCGAGACGCAAACGCGGAAGACACCGAUUAUCCGUGGGCUGUUGCUGCGAAAGUUUUAAGGGGCGAAAAAAUUGAUGGAAAGCGACUCUCAACAAAAGCGCGUGAGGUCCCAGACCCACGUGUUUAACCGCAAGGAAAAUUAGAAAUAUGUUUAAAAAUCUGAGUACCGGUGCAAUCGGCAUCCGGGCAAAUAUGACAGAAGGCUUAGCGUUAGCAAAAAAUUCCGGUUUUGAAGGUCUCGACCUGAACAUUGACGAAGCCAACCAACUCGCACAGGAAAACUCUGUUCAACACGUGAAAGACCUCUGGUCAGAAGCGGGCAUCGCGAUGGGCGGAUGGGGAUUCGGUGUGAAUUGGCGUGGUCCCGAUGCUGAUUAUUACGCAGGCUUAGCACAACUACCCGAACGCGCAGCACUCGCCGCAGAGUUGGGUUGCUAUCGGACAACCACC